UGACAGCCUCUCUCUCUCUUUUCUUCUUCUCCAAAUUGUCACAAAAACCCUAAACCUCAUUUCUGAUGCCAAUCUAAUGAAUACCAACUGAAAAUCCAUCAAAAAUAGCAGCAAUGCUCAGAAGAAGAAUCUGCUCAAUCCUAUCAAGCUCAAUCUUCAACGCCAUAACACCUCGACCGCUCCCGAUCCAACAAUCCCUACGGUUCCUGCAAUGCCCUAACCCUAAUUCGAAGCUCAACAAUGGCGGAGGAGAGUUCGGGUUAUGGUUUGGAUUUGGGGGUUUUCGAGCGUACAGUCUGCUGAGCCUGAACGAUUUGAGAGGGAAUGUGCCGAGGAAGCAGAAGACGAGGAAAGGCCGUGGGAUUGGCUCCGGGAAGGGCAAGACCGCCGGGAGGGGACACAAGGGUCAGAAGGCUAGAGGCUCCGGGAAGCUAGGGUUUGAAGGUGGUCAGACACCGUUACGACGUCGUUUUCCCAAGCGAGGGUUUAAGAACCCCUUUAGCCUCACUUUUCAGCCAGUGGGGUUGGGAAAGAUUGCAAAACUCAUAAAUGAAGGCAAGAUUGAUUCUCAUGAGCUAAUUACAAUGAAAACACUCAAGGAUACAGAAGCAAUAGGAAAACAAAUUAAAGAUGGAGUAAGAUUAAUGGGACGUGGUGCUGACCAGAUCAAGUGGCCAAUUCAUCUCGAGGUAUCAAGGGUCACUGUUAGGGCAAAGGCGGCGGUGGAAGCUGCAGGUGGGUCUGUGAGAAAAGUAUAUUACAACAAGUUGGGCUUCCGGGCAUUGCUUAAACCCGAGUGGUUUGAAAAGAAAGGCAGGUUGUUGCCGAAAGCAGCUAGACCUCCUCCAAAACAAAGGGAUAAAGUUGAUAGCAUCGGCCGCCUUCCAGCCCCAACCAAGCCCAUUCCAUUUUUUAUUGAAGAAAAAGAACCAGCCUCGGGUUCAUUGACUUGAUACACUAGUCCAAAUCAGCUUGUUUCUGUUCAGAAUUUCGUAUUCAUAUGAUGCAGCUCAUUCCCAUAUGAUUUUGCGUUUGCCAAGCUUCGGAACCUGUAGUGACUUACUUUAUCAUGAGGGAAUGCUUUUUAAAGGCCCUUGUUAACGAGGAAAGCUUUUGCAAUGCUAUUGGAUCAGUCUCAUUUCUGUCAGAUUUGCAUUUCUAAUUGUUUUCUUUAUCUUCAAGAGGAUGAGGAUGGGGCUCUUUUUUUUUUUUGUUGAUCUUUCACUUUGCUAUGAGAUUGACCUCAGGUGGAGGUAAAAUAUAUUAUUUGAAUCAGUAAAUUUAAUGGUUAGUUGCACAA
Molecule: messenger RNA, 1300 nt
Organism: Morus notabilis
Lineage: Eukaryota; Viridiplantae; Streptophyta; Magnoliopsida; Rosales; Moraceae
Product: 50S ribosomal protein L15
Exons: 4
Coding region: 114-953 (279 amino acids)
Biological process (GO): translation
Cellular component (GO): mitochondrial large ribosomal subunit
Molecular function (GO): structural constituent of ribosome
Source: RefSeq, a predicted model, not a curated record